Molecule: messenger RNA, 2765 nt
Organism: Meleagris gallopavo (turkey)
Lineage: Eukaryota; Metazoa; Chordata; Aves; Galliformes; Phasianidae
Gene: CRIPT
Product: CXXC repeat containing interactor of PDZ3 domain
Biological process (GO): cytoplasmic microtubule organization
Cellular component (GO): dendrite
Molecular function (GO): PDZ domain binding; microtubule binding
Source: RefSeq, a predicted model, not a curated record
GACGCCGGCCGCCCGGCAACGGGAUGGCGUCAGCUCCGGGGCGGGCCCGGAAGAGGUUGUUGUGCUGAGCCGCCAUGGUGUGCGAGAAGUGUGAAAGGAAGCUGGGCACGGUGAUCACUCCCGAUACGUGGAAGGAUGGGGCGAGAAACACCACAGAAAGCGGUGGCCGAAAGCUGAACGAAAACAAGGCAUUGACCUCAAAGAAAGCAAGGUUUGAUCCUUAUGGAAAGAACAAAUUUGCAAUAUGUAGAAUUUGUAAGAGUUCUGUCCAUCAGCCUGGGUCUCACUAUUGUCAAGGAUGUGCCUAUAAAAAAGGCAUCUGCUCAAUGUGUGGCAAGAAGGUCUUGGAUACGAAGAACUACAAGCAAACUUCUGUCUAAUUACAUUGAUCUUUCAUGAACUUCUGACUUCUGCAUCUUUGUACAUUUACCUUUGUCCAAUAUUGUUGAUGAAUGUUACUUUCUGGAAGAUAGUACACUUAUUUGGAAUGAGUUUAGGGGAGAAGACAGCCUGGUUGUUUCUGUAGAAAUGAAUACAACAUUUGAUUUUUGUUGUUCUGGCACUAAUGUUAGUGUUUAAAGGUAAUGGUUUGCAGCAGCUGAUACAGCUCAUAGUGAUAGGUUGAAACUGUGUUACUAUCGUAUCAAAUCCUUGAGAUUAGCACUUAUUGUUCUGUUGUCCUGUCUUGAAUCUUCUGCUUGUCUGGUGGUAAAACCUAACGGAUACAUGAAAUAAGAGCUUAUAUCACGUCUUUAAAGUACUAUCAUUAACUAGUUUCUGUGCUUAUAGGUAUUUAUAUUUUUGCUCAUUCCUAAACUAUUAUGCACUUUAAAGUGCUGCUUUUCAGAGUUUAAUUCCAUUGUUCUGAUCCAACAGUAGGGUUUGUUGAAUUGCAAGCUGUUAAACUACUGAAAUGCAGUGUAUUGCUGCAAAAGUAAGAACUGGCAGAGUAAGAUUGAUUAGCUAUUCCCCUGUCAAAUCCUAAGCGGAUUUUGCAUACAGCAUCUGGUGGCCCAAGGCAAUAAAAUAAUGAGCAUCAAUUUCUCAUGCCAGGUCUCAGUCUCCUUAUUUCCUAAGUUAGUGUGGAUUCUAAACGCUUGUUUUGAAAACUUGCUCUUGAAUUCUGUGAUGUAUAAUUGUUUAUAUAAAUGUCAGAUUGAAAGAUCAAAACAGGCUGCCUUCCCUUUAGCACUGUUUGGAGAUAAGACUGAAGGAAGCAUCUGUGAACAUGUGAGGCUGCAUUUCUUUCAUCCUUUUGUAAAUUCUAUGUAAGAAAGCAAUUUCUCUUACAAAGAAUAAUAACUUGAAUUCAUGGUAGGAUUUUAAUUAGACCUUUUUGUUUAUUCCUCUUACCAUCUGUUCUUAGCAAAUUCUUACGGUUUUGCAACUUAUUUUCAACCAUAAUGGUGAAAAUAUCAACAGGAAUUUCCCAGUGAGUAGAUUUUCUAGUUUAAAUUUCCUUUUGUUCUGUUAUCUACUACGGAGACAGCUGCAUGUGUGAUAGAGACUGAAUAGUUGCUGUUCUUUCUGUGUGUUAAUGUGAAAAACUGAACAGAAAGUGCAUAGAAUAGCUUAUGUACAGUAACACCAAUUCUAAUGUCAGUGUACGUCACUGUGGCACGUUCCUUGUACAGAUGAAAAAAUGUCUAUAACGGACCUCAUGCUUUGCAGCAAGUGUUUCUCAGUACAAUUGUAAAAACAUUCAACCAUUUGACAAACAAAUUAUGAGGUAGCUGUGAAAACCAAGUAGUUAGUAUUACGUAUGGAUCGUUGUCCUGUGUAACAACAAUUCUAUGAUGCACAGGCCCUGGCAACCAUGAAGAGGCUCAAAUGAGACCAAGGGUAGUGCUCAGUGUAUGUUCUAGAGAAUAUCUUUCCUGUCACGCUGGAAACAAUCAUUUGUGGUGAGGUGACUGAAUUUGGUUACUGCCUGCUGGAUUUAUGUAAGGCAGUUUUGCUGAAGGGUCUCACUUGAAAGUAUUUGUUUUCUGCCUCUUUUUUGUCCUCUACAGCUGUUGGGUAUUUUCUAUGCAAUUGGUCAAUCGCUUACUGCACUGGCAGUAUUGCAUUAAAGGUAUGAGCACUAUUAGAAGUGGAGGUUGUAAACCAAUUAAUGUGAAAGGAUUAAUUGGGGGAAUGUAACUGGAACAUCUGUGCAAGUCUUCUUGUGGUAGGAGUGGUAUUUUAGAACAAUUGCAAAAACUCCCACAUUUAUAGAAGGAAAUCUAAAAAUCACAGGUAAGAUGGUUUGGGGAUUUUUAAGAUACUCUGUGAGUCGUUGGUAGGAGUUCCUGUUUUUUUCCUUUUUUUUAGAAGAUGAAAUGGAUAUGUGUAUAUAUAUGUGUGUGUGUAUAUAUAUAUAUAUAUAUAAAUAUAUACACACAUACAUAUUAACAUACAUAUUACUUUUUUUUCUCCUCCCUUAGUUCAGUUAGACAAUUUUCAUCAACUUAACUUUCCAACUUAGCCUUCACCUUCAGCUUUUCAAUCAGACUUAUUAGAGGUGAUUUCAAGUGAAAGAUCCUCUGAUAUUCUGCAAACUCUUCAUUCUUUGUAUAUUUGUUCUAUAAGAUUAGUUUUGCCAUUCUGUAUAUAAAGCUUUUCUUGCCUUCCUAAUGUUUUCCAGCAUCUUUAUUUCAAAAAUAUGACUGUAAUUCUUGAAUGCAUUGUAUCAGUUCAGGAUUAUUUCACGCUGUAAAUACUGGUAUUCAGUAAAUGUGUACUUCAUUUUGUAAUGUGUAAAUAAUAUGAUUCUUUGUUGACAA